AUGGCUGAAAAUGAAAUUGAGGAAAUGUUAGAUCACCUAAGAAGGAUCAAGAGUGAACGUGAUCUGUCUAGCGCCAGGAUUGAAAAAAUUAAGAAACUUGAAAUAGCGCUAAGAGUUUUGAGAACCUUUAUAAAGUGUCAUCAUGUUCUUUUUCGUGAUUCCUUAGUCAAACACAAAAAGAAUGCCAAAUUGACUAUGGCAAUGCUUCACCAGGUAUUGGAUGGGAUUCCAGAUGAAUGUAAAGCUAACCUUAAUCUGGAAAGGCUAGAAUCACAUUUGUUGGAAUUCAUGGAACGUGAUACCAUUUUAAAUAAUAAUUAUGAGUUGAAUGAUCUUGAUCUUGAUCUUGAUCUGUCAGAAUGUAUGGAUUGCCUCGAAAAGAAUCUAAAUGAUGUACUGAUACUCUGCCUGGAAUGUGUUAGGUCUGACCCUCCUGAAGAAAACCAUGAAAUACUCAGAUUUUUAAAGGAACUGAAAGUUGUUCAAAAGAAACUGAGAUUUUUGUCAUAUUUAUAUGCCACAGAGAUAAAUGGUUACGUCAACCAUGAGAAGCUGGGAUGUUUGGAGACUCGAAUUCAGUUCAUGGCUAACAAUGUGGGACAUUUUUGUCUUGCUUUUUCUGAUAUUAUAAAUGGUAUUGAUGAGGAUGAGGCCAAUGAAAUCUUUAAUACACCUCCUUAUCUAUUAUUCUUGAUUGUGUUAGUGGAGCUGGAAAUGAAGAAGAUUUUUCAGAGUGAACUAAAGGCUUCAAAGUUUACUCAUUCAAGAACUUUCAAGGACAAGAAAUUACCAAAAGGAUUUUCUCAUCAUCUCCACAAACUAUUGAUGUAUCUCAGAAAAGAAAAGCUCGAGAACUUUCUUGAUGAUGUCUCUGCUCAAAAUAUUGAUGUGGCAAUAGAGUUCUUGUUGGUCUUCCUUGAUGCUGAUGUGUCAAAUCAUGUUAUUAAUGGUAACUGGUUGAAUGAGGUUAUGGAAAAAGUUGGAGCUAUAGCAGGUGAUGUUCUAUAUGUCAUGGAAAAACUUCUUCCUAGCUCUAUAAACAGAGAUGACACUAGCAAAAUAAAUCUUUGCUCGUUACAAAUAUUGGAGAAAACUAAAGAUCUGAAGGCACAAGUGGAAACUUACUACAAAUCCUUGAAAUUUACUCCAUCUCAGUUCUCCACCUUUUGUGGAUUGAGCUAUCUGGAUUCUCUUUUAUGGAAAUUGAAUGAGAUGUCGAAAUCUAAAUCUGAUUUAGAUUUCUUGAUGAAACCUCUUUUUGGUAAUUUGGAGAAAGAGCUAUCAAGUCAUAUAUCCAUUUUAGAGAAGGAGCUCUCAUCUUUAUCAUCCAUUUUCAGAGAUGUUCUAAAGGUGCACCAUGAACAUAAAAUUCCUAAAAAUCUCCAAAGACGUACCAUCAAUUUGGCAUAUGAAGCUGAGUUUGCCAUUGACUCUAUUCAGUAUAAUGCUUUUUUGCAUAUUUUUUGCUCACUUCCUACAAUCUUAAAAGAGAUCAAGCACAUUAAUGCACAGGUGACUGAGAUGUGGUCAGCAGACGUUGCUCUUAAGCCUUGCUAUGUGGUAGCACUAUUUAAACACCUGCCAACUCAACAUAACAAUCCAGUGAUUGAUGAGGAGAUAGUGGGUUUUGGGAAAGACACAGAAAAAAUGAUUCAGUGUUUGAUUAGAGGUACAAAUGAGCUAGACGUCGUCCCAAUUGUAGGCAUGGGGGGACAAGGGAAAACGACAAUUGCUAGAAAGGUGUACAAUAGUGACAACAUUGUUUCUCAUUUUGAUGUUCGAGCAUGGUGCAUCGUUUCCCAAACAUAUAACCGGAGAACGCUAUUACAAGAGAUUUUUAGUCAAGUUACCGGUUCCAAGGACAAGGGGGAUAAGGAUGACAUCCUUGCUGACGAGUUGAGGAAAAUCUUAAUGGGCAAGAGAUAUCUCAUUGUAUUGGAUGAUAUGUGGGAUUGUAUGGCAUGGGAUGACUUGAGGCUUUGUUUUCCAGACGUUGGAAAUAGAAGCAGAAUAGUAGUAACAACGCGACUUGAGAAAGUGGGUGAGCAAGUCAAGUACCAUACUGAUCCUUAUUCUCUUCCAUUCCUCACAACAGAAGAGAGUUGCAAAUUAUUGCAGAAAAAAGUGUUUCAAAAGGAAGAUUUCCCCCCUGGACUACAAGAUGUAAGUCAAGUAGUUGCAGAAAAAUGCAAAGGACUGCCUCUAGUGGUUGUCUUGGUAUCUGGAAUAAUAAAAAAAAGGAAAAUGGAAGAAUCUUGGUGGAAUGAGGUGAAAGAUUCUUUAUUUGACCUUAUUGAUUGUGAGUCCGAAGACUAUAGUCCGGCUACAAUGAAGUUGAGUUUUGAUAACUUAGCAGAUUGUUUAAAGCCUUGUCUUCUUUAUAUGGGGCUGUUUCCGGAGGAUGCAAUAAUUCCAGUGUCUAAAUUGAUAAGUUUAUGGAUAGCGGAAGACUUAGUGGUGAACACUGAAUCUGCUAAAGAUUACUUGAUGGAUCUCAUUAGCAGUAAUGUGGUGAUGGUUUCAAGGAGAAGAUACAAUGGAAAAGUCAAAUACUGUCAGGUUCAUGAUGUAGUGCUUCACUUUUGCUUGGAGAAGAGUAGAGAAGAAAAGUUUAUUUUGCCUGUUAAGGGAAAUUUUAGCCAAUUUCAACCUUGUGAUUGGAAGGUAAGUCGAGUGAACUUCAAUUUGAGUGGAGAUCAUUCCAAGUUUGCUUCUCUGGGAUCCAAAACACGGAAGCGUUUUCAUCAACCGUUGAGGUCACUAAUAGCGAACGGAGAAGCUUUUGAUGGGAUUGACUUAUGGUCUUGGAUUCAUAAAUUCCGACUUCUAAAGGUCUUGGAUUUGAGUUCCCAUAAUGCGUAUAAUUUGUCGACAGCUACAAUGAAACCACUGAAUCACCUGAAGUACCUCGCAGUUGAGGCAAAUAUAUUCGAUUUUCAUCCAGAAUCACAUCCCCAUCUUGAAACUUUAAUUGUGAAUACUUUUCAUUCAUUUAUGUUACCAGCGUCUUUUUGGGAAAUGAAAAAAUUAAGGCAUGUUGAGAUUAAGAGAGCUGAAUUUGAUUGGGAAGGGGAUAAGAAAGGUCACUUUGAAGGAUCCUCUAAAUUGGAAAAUUUGACGAUAUUAAAGAAUAUUGUUAGCUUUCCAAUUGCUGAAGCAGAUAGGGUGGAUGUGUUAUUAAGGAGGUGUCCUAAUCUUCAACAACUUCACUUCAGCCUUGGGAGCGAUUUUGAUAUUAUAGAGUCUUUUUGUCUCACAUUGAAGAAUCUUACCCAGCUUCAAGACCUUUGCCUUUCCUUUAAGCAGUGGCACACUUUAACUGGGUUACAAUUGCCUUCAAAUUUAAACAAGUUUGUACUUGAAGGAAUUCAUAUAGAAAGUGCUAUUCCCUUCAUUGUAGGACUGCCAAGCCUGGAGUAUCUCCAAUUAGAAGAAUGGUAUUUGACAGAAGGGGAACCAAUUUUUCCUCAAUCAGAAGAGUGGUGCCUUGGAGAUAUCACGUUCCAUAAACUUAAGUUGUUGAAACUGGUGAACUUAGAGAUCUCAUGGUGGGAUGCCUCGGAGGAAUCAUUUCCCCUGCUUGAAACACUUGUUAUAAAAAAGUGUAGUAACCUAGAGGAGAUCCCCCUUAGCUUUGCAGAUAUUCCAACACUGAAACAGAUUAAGUUGAUUGACUGCUACAAUGAAUCUCUGAUGGAUUCAGCUGAGAGGAUUAAGAAAGGUGUUGAAGAGACUGAAGGAAACGACCGUAUUGACCUCAUUAUCAAAGUAAGUAGAAACAAACUCCUAUGUUUUGUUUUUAAGUAUCUGCCUGCAUCUAACUUGACAACAAUAUGUGUAAUACAGAAUUCUUAG
Molecule: messenger RNA, 3855 nt
Organism: Solanum verrucosum
Lineage: Eukaryota; Viridiplantae; Streptophyta; Magnoliopsida; Solanales; Solanaceae
Product: putative late blight resistance protein homolog R1A-3
Exons: 1
Coding region: 1-3855 (1284 amino acids)
Biological process (GO): defense response to other organism
Molecular function (GO): ADP binding
Source: RefSeq, a predicted model, not a curated record